Molecule: messenger RNA, 2597 nt
Organism: Hyalella azteca
Lineage: Eukaryota; Metazoa; Arthropoda; Malacostraca; Amphipoda; Hyalellidae
Exons: 2
Coding region: 452-2311 (619 amino acids)
Source: RefSeq, a predicted model, not a curated record
ACUUGGAUUAUACUUAAAAGUAUUUUUUCCAUUAUUCAUAUACAGCCAAUAAUUUGUGACCAGCAUCGUAUUGUUAUAUUGAUAGGCGCGAAUUAGGUGCAGUGCAGUGGCGACUGAGUGACCUUCACGGCAGGAUUGCUAGUGUAACAUCGCACCGGAUGUGAUGGAUGCAAGCGUAGAGUUUCAAACGCGUCCUUGUUGACAAGUAUACUAGUAAUGACGAGGUAUUUAACUCUAAAACUAACUGACCAGCGCAACCAACUUGAGCUCCACUUCUUUCAUUUUUCUUCGUUAGGUUCUCUUCAAUUUUGUAUCAUUUCCAGGCCGCGCUGGUGACAGCAUUCUCACGCAGUGAACGCAUCGCUGCAUCUUAUUUGAAGCACUAAUAAUUUUCCACUCUAGUCGUUCUUCACCACAUUGUCUGCAAUUUCUCUUUGCUGACCUUCGCAAUAUGGCCACCACAACACAAGUCGCCGGUACCUCAGGCUCUCUUCUGUCAUCAGUCGAUUUGGCUGACGAAAUGGCCGGGAUUUACAGCAAUUUUUUCGGCAACAUGUACCUGAGUCCCAAAAUCAUGCGCUUUAUAGUCAGGAAAGAAUGCCAUGGCAAGGCGAUCGAUGAAACCUACAGGCAAUACAUGGAACGCCUGCGGGGAAGUCCCUUCAGUAAUAAAGAAUGGAAAGACGCAUUUCGGAUAUCACGGAAUGUUUUACAGACUGACCGAAAUCCUGAUAACCUGGACGUUACGGAUCUCUUCUGUUUACUUGAGAAUCUUUUCGCUCGCGCAGCCGAUAAUGGCACCCGGGAUAUUACCGGUAUGAUGAACAAAUUGCGGGUCGUCAAAGACCUGCGAAAUGAAGUCAUGCACAACAUGGCGGCCACUGCAGACCCACAAAAAUUUAGUGACUUGACAACAGCGCUAUUGGAGCUAGUGAGAGAAACGGAAUUGUUUUAUUCUCUUCCUCAAGCUGAGGUUGAAGCUCUAGAAAAAGAGCUACAAGACGACAUUGAUAGGCGGUUGGCUCCAGAAAAGCAGGUUAUUUAUUACACAUGCUCCAGGUUAGCAACAAGCGGGAAAAAUGCUGUGAGAAUUCUCUGGGAGACCCGGUUAUCCAGUGAGGUCCUAAUGUUUAGCAAUGAAAAAGUACAUCGACAAGCCGUAUUCCACCCACUUGAACUGAUGCUAAAACUUGGCGCUAGUGGAAAUGUUAUUCCUUACACUGAAAUUUUCCAGGUUUGUGAGAAGUUCAUCGUGAUAUCGGGCGUGGCUGGAGCCGGCAAGACGACUCUCCUCAAGAACAUCACACUUCAAUUUUUUGAGCUCCAGCAGGUUAAGGUAAAAUACCUGCAACCUUUCAACCAGCUCAUCCUGUUCGAGUGCAGGGAUCGCUCCACAAAAACUCUGAGUGAAGUUAUCGAGCAUCAUUUUGAAGAUCUAUGCAGCAACAUAAGAAAAGAAAACGUCCUUAGGGCUCUGCUACAUCUUGAUGUCAUAUUUCUCAUUGACGGCUUCGACGAAAUCAACAAAGUUUCUUCAAACGUCGUGAUGGAGAUCAUCAAAAAGACGUGGCGGAGCAACUGCCGAGUUGUCAUCACGACUCGACCACAUUUCGUGAAGCAGCUGGCACUUAUCUUGUCUAAAAACGAUAUCUGCCAUACGGAGUGCGAGAUAUUGCCACUCAUCAAGCUAGAAAACCAACUAAAAUUUUUAGAAAGGUACGAAGAGUACCACGGUGGAAGCAACCGAAGUGGAGAGUUGUGCAGAAGUUUUUCGUUGCUGGAUAAAAAUGUUCGAAGUUUAUUCACGGAGCCUUUAAAUUUACUCCUUUUCUGCCACUUGUGUAGGCACUUUCCUGAGAAGAUACCCUUGUGGCAAACGUUCGCGGACGUGGCGAGCGACAUUUUCUUAUUGUACAAAACUCUUGUCCUGACGAAGAUAGUGGAUUCGAAUUAUAUUAACCUUGAAGGCCUGGUUGACGAUCAAUUUCUAUGCAUCGGUGCUGCAGCAUUGGAUUUUCUCAAGAGUAAUACAUUGAGUUUUUCUGAAGAAGAAUUCCGCUCCAUCAAAAAAAUGUGUAACUUUCAGUUAAAAUCUGCCGAAGGUAUCAGCGAUAUCGACGCAGAAAUUUUCCUUUCAGUGGUUUUGAAAGUGCAUAGACCUUUUUCUGGGAAAGGAGGCAUCACGUACACUUUUCAUCACAAAUCUGUGCAGGAAAUUUUCGCCGGCAAGUAUAUCGUCCAACGUAUUUUGUCAUGCAACGACUCCAUCAACUCAAUUCUGGGACUUACGUCAAUAAAAAGAAAUUGGUAAGUUGUCUGCAAGACAUUCAUGUCAUUGCAUAUAUAACUCGGCAAUCAACUCGGCCGGUGAGCUGAAAAUUUAAUUCCAAACAUACAGCUUGAUGGUAGAUCAAUAACAGGAAGUGAUAAUUCUUUUUCAGUUCCAACUUUUUUCUCGGAUGAAAACUAAACGCUUGAUUCAUCUUUCAGGUUAUGGAUUCAUUGGUAACGAAAUUAUAAUAACUGUAAAUAUAAGACGCACGAAUAAUAUAAGUUUUUUUUUCGAGUAUAUAUAAUGAUAAAUCUAUAUCCGGCUU